Molecule: messenger RNA, 2997 nt
Organism: Amorphotheca resinae ATCC 22711
Lineage: Eukaryota; Fungi; Ascomycota; Leotiomycetes; Helotiales; Amorphothecaceae
Exons: 3
Coding region: 1-2997 (998 amino acids)
Biological process (GO): pseudouridine synthesis
Cellular component (GO): nucleus
Molecular function (GO): RNA binding; pseudouridine synthase activity
Source: RefSeq, a predicted model, not a curated record
AUGGCUAGCGCACCACCCCUCCAGGAAGCGGAUCUGGGUCUUGAAUCCCCCCGCAAACGCCAGAAGCUUGAUUCCCCUCCACCAUCGAUAUCGAGCAUCGCGACCACCACAACACAGCCAAUUGGUAAACCAGUUGCGAAGAUGGACGAGCCGAUGAACCCAAUGGUCAUCUCUGAGACUGGAUUCCAGCCAGAGCGUGAAAAGCAAUGCGCAAUCAUCCACUUCGUCAAUGAUUCGAACCCUGGUUUUACCGGUGUGUUGAAACAGAGAUACACUGACUUCAUUGUCAACGAGAUCGCCCUUGAUGGAAGUGUCAUUCACCUCACUAAUGACAAGGCCCCCAAUUUUAAAGCUAUCGCAAUGGAUGAAGCUCCUAGCAGCUCAAAUCCUGCACAAGAUACGACCAGUGCCCCCACUGCUUCGAAACCUGAUGACAAUGGCGAAGGCUCUGCAAAAGACGUCAAGCCAGAUGAAGCUCCAGCUCCCGCAGGAUCCAAGCCAGAAGGGUCGCCAAUUACCUCUGUCGAAAAGCCUUCCGAAGGUACACAAAAGCCAGCCUUUGUUCUCAGUUCCGAGGAUGAUACAAUUCUUGUGCAGUACUUCGGCGCCGCAUUCAAAGAUGAGCUCGUCAAAUUUCAUGAGAAGAUUCUGGCCAAACCAGAGGCUAAGCCUGCUGUCUUUGGCUCCCUCCUAUCGUCACCCAUCACAGAUCGAGUACUGCGUGGUCAGAUUCAUCAAAAUAUCCGUCGAAUUUUUGACUCGAAAAUCGAGACAACACUGAUCGAGGAUGAUGUGAUUAAGUUCACUGCUGCUCUGCCAGUCAAGCCACAUCCAGAAGGAUAUGUUAGAAGACAGAAUCCUCGGCAGCAGCGCUCCGGGCCAAAAGGCAAGCUGGGUUGGCAGGAACUGGGCGGAGAAUACCUGCACUUCUCGCUCUACAAGGAGAAUAAGAAUACCUUGGAGGUAACAUCCUUCUUGAGCCGUAAAUUGCAUGUUAAGCCGAAGGAGUUCGGCUUCGCAGGGACCAAAGACCGCAGAGCUGCGACCGUUCAACGUGUUAGCAUCAAACGCCAGUAUGCUGACAGAUUGGCCUCACUGAAUCGAGAGUUACGGAAUGCUCGCGUCGGUGACUUCAAGUAUGAGAAGCACGGACUUGAGCUUGGUGAUCUUCAAGGUAAUGAAUUUACCAUCACUCUGCGAGACUGCCAUUUCGGGAACGAUUUCCAUCUUGAGGAAGCAGCUAGAGUACAAUUUGCCAAUGAUGUUGUGGGCCAAGCCGUCGAGCACCUCAAAGUUCACGGUUUCAUCAAUUACUUUGGUUUACAGCGUUUUGGUACGUUUGAUAUUGGCACAGACGAAGUGGGGAAGAAGAUUCUCAAAGAGGAUUACGAAGGUGCUGUUUGGGCCAUUCUCUCUUUUAACGAGGAGAUCUUGGCUGCUGAACCAAACCCAGAGGCCCGCGGCAGUGACAAGAUCGCCUCUGACUUUAUUUACCGGGCACGUGCGAUCGAUCUUUUUAAGAAAACUGGUAAGUAUCAGUCUUUGCCCCAGGCUUUCAGUGCCGAGCAAGCUAUAAUUCGCCAUUUGAGUUCUGGCCAAAAGAGCAAAGAUUAUCUCGGAGCUAUUAUGGCAAUCACUCGCAACAUGCGAACUUUGUAUCCGCAUGCCUAUCAAUCUCUGGUCUGGAAUACUGUUGCUAGUGAGCGUUGGUCUCGAUACCGGGAUCGAGUAAUCAAAGGUGAUCUCGUGAUUGUUGACACCGAGGCAAAGAAGGCGGCUGCCCGACAGGAUGAGGUUGACGAGAAUGGCGAAGUUGUAGUCCAUCCUGCAGAAGAUGACGUUGGGCUUUCCCAUGAAGACCUCUAUCAGCGUGCACGACCACUUACUGCAGAGGAGGCAGACAGUGGCAGGUACACCAUUUUUGACAUCGUUUUGCCAACUCCGGGAUUCGAUGUUGAAUAUCCAGACAAUGAUAUUGGCGAUUUCUACAAGGAAUUCAUGGGAAGCGAACGCGGUGGAGGACUGGAUCCUGCGAAGAUGCGUCGGAACCAAAAGGACUUCAGUCUCAGUGGCAGCUAUCGAAAGUUCCUGGGGCAGGUUGGAAAGAAUCUGAGCUUCCAGAUCCGUACCUACCAUGAGGAUACCGAGCAGCUAGUGGAAACGGAUUUGGACAGGCUUAACAAGUCGAGGCCAAAUUACCAGCGCUACGGAAGUCAGUACCAAAACAGUGGGCCUCAGAAUGGUCGCGGCCGAGGCGCACGAUAUGAUAACAGCGCAGGUCAGCAUGGAGGACGGCAGAAUGGCAACUGGUCCAAUCAGCAGAAUGGCCCCAACAACGAUAAUGCGCAACAGCCUCCGCCAUCAACUGGUUCAACUUCGGGUCCACCGACUCCUGCUGUUCAUCCCAACCUGGCCGCAUGGCAAAAUCUUCCCGCAAAGCUUGCUGCGGACGAUGCGGCAGCAGCUGCUGCUUAUGAGUUGAGGAAGCCUGCCAACCCUGAUGAUAUCAAGCAACCAAUCUACAAGGAGACAUUCGUUGAGACCUCAGUGAUUAACAAUGAGGGAAGGCGUACUGGUUAUCGAUCAACCAAGUACAUCGGAGCUGAUGGCCAGGAAUUGACAAAGGAAGAGGCCGAUGCUAUCAAUGCUGCAAAUGCAAAAAUUGACGCAAAGGCCGAGGCAAUGGAGUUGGAUGCUUCCAAUGCGGCUCUUAACGCAGCCACAUUGACGUCGGCUGAAACUCCUACGCCGGCUCCUGGCUUACCAAGGAAGCGGUCAGCAGGGGACAUGUCUUCGGCUGCGGCUGAACCCGCCAAGCCUAUGGGUCUUUCAAUGGAUGGUGCUUGGGAUAGCUUCGAGUAUAGAGGGCCAGCUAAGAUAGGUGUGAUCAUCAAGUUCACACUAGGACCAAGCAUGUACGCGACCAUGGCUCUGCGUGAGCUGAUGAAAGCAGGGGGGGUCAAGACCUAUAAGCCUGAUUUCAGCAGUGGAGCAUAG